Messenger RNA from Colletes gigas, 801 nucleotides. RefSeq lists its product as uncharacterized. NCBI's taxonomy places the organism in Eukaryota, Metazoa, Arthropoda, Insecta, Hymenoptera, Colletidae. The coding region runs from base 148 to 801 and encodes 217 amino acids. The record is from RefSeq and is a predicted model, not a curated record. The transcript is spliced from 2 exons. Gene Ontology annotation, cellular component: mitochondrion.
ACCACACUGGUUGAAAUCGGUUCACAUUUUCAAAGAACGUUUGCCGAAUAAAAGGCUGAUCCAUACCAGAAUCGAAUGAACAUUCUGAGCCUUAAUGCCUGUUUUUCUUCGAUUUUGUACACGAAGUAGGUACUUACAUUUAAUUUUAUGUUAACAAUGAUACAAUUUCCAGUAUUUUUACGAUCACUCCACGCUUACAAGAGGUUAAUAUACCGUGUAUCUACUAAUAUCAGUAAUACAGGCAGACAAUAUAGUAAAACUACAGUCAAAGAAAAUGAUUGCUGUUCAAAAGGAACUCUGUCAAAAUUAUAUCCUGAUUACAGAAUAAUCUAUUCUUCUUCGAACAUUAAACUUGCUACCAUUUUUAAUGUAACGAAGCGCAAUGCCACUAUUCUUAAUUCAGCAUUAAUACCAAUAAUUACAAGCUUUCACAUAUUAGAUUGUAUUCCAUUAAUUGAUGCUUUGGGAGUUAUAUUUCUGAAUUCUCUGGUUACUUUUGUAAUUCAUAUUUCUUCAUGGAUGUGCAAUAAUCACAUUGGCAUUGUAUAUUUCAAAGACGAUGACCAAACAGUAAUAUUAUCAUAUGUAAAUUACUGGGGUAAACGGAUAAAUUUAAAGAUUAAUCUUACAGACAUCCAACCAUUGUCAGAGACUCCUAUGAACUUUUGUCACUGGCUGUAUAGAAGAUUGGAGAUUAAAUCGUACAGGAGCAAAUUAAAAUUGGUUACAGAACUUAAAAGUAUCAAAGAAAAACCAUGCUUCAUAGAUAUUUUUGGAAUAGACGAAAGUAGUUUAAAGUAA